Messenger RNA from Ochotona curzoniae (black-lipped pika), 1416 nucleotides. Its product is annotated as carboxypeptidase A2-like. The coding region runs from base 1 to 1254 and encodes 417 amino acids. The transcript is spliced from 11 exons. NCBI's taxonomy places the organism in Eukaryota, Metazoa, Chordata, Mammalia, Lagomorpha, Ochotonidae. Gene Ontology annotation, molecular function: zinc ion binding; metallocarboxypeptidase activity. Gene Ontology annotation, biological process: proteolysis. The record is from RefSeq and is a predicted model, not a curated record.
AUGAGACUCAUCCUGCUUUUUGCUGCCCUCUGGGGACACAUCUACUGUCGAAAGGCGUUUGUGGGAGACCAAGUUCUUGAGAUCAUACCGAGCAAUGAAGAACAAAUUCAAAAGCUGGUGCAACUAGAGGCUGAAGAACAUCUCCAGCUUGACGUCUGGAAAUCACCCACCACCCCAGGGGCCGCCAUGCAUGUCCGGGUUCCCUUUGUCAGUGCCCAGGCUGUCCGAGUCUUCUUGGAGUCCCAGGGAAUUGCUUAUUCCAUCAUGAUUGACGAUGUUCAGGUUCUGUUGGACAAAGAGAAAAAAGAAAUGGAACUGAAUCGGAGAAGAGAACGGAAUGGGAACUUCAAUUUUGGUGCCUACCAUACCUUGGAAGAGAUUUAUCAGGAAAUGAACAACCUUGUGGCGGAGCACCCGGGGCUAGUGAGCCAAGUGCGCAUCGGCUCUUCCUUCGAAAACCGGUCCUUGAACGCGCUCAAGUUCAGCACCGGAGGUGACAAGCCGGCCAUCUGGCUCGAUGCGGGGAUCCACGCACGAGAGUGGGUUACACAAGCUACUGCGCUGUGGAUAGCAAAUAAGAUCGCCUCCGACUACGGAAGUGAGCCGUCCGUCACGUCCAUCCUGGACACCCUGGACCUCUUCCUGCUGCCCGUCACGAACCCUGACGGCUACGUGUUCUCGCACACCGAAAAUCGAAUGUGGCGCAAGACGCGGUCCCAGGCGUCCGGAAGCUUCUGCGUCGGCGUGGAUCCUAACCGGAACUGGGACGCGGGAUUCGGAGGCCCUGGAGCCAGUAGCAGCCCUUGCUCUGAUUCCUACCAUGGACCCAGUGCCAACUCAGAAGUGGAAGUGCAAGCCAUAGUGGAGUUCAUCAAGAAUCACGGCAAGGUCAAAGCCUUCCUCACCCUGCACAGCUAUUCCCAGCUGCUCAUGUUCCCUUACGGCUACAAGUGUGCCAAGCCAGAGAGCUUCGAUGAGCUGAAUGAAGUAGGCCAAAAAGCUGCCAAGUCGCUGGCCAGUCUGUAUGGUACCAAGUACGAAGUGGGACCGAUCUGCUCAGUUAUCUACCAAGCCAGUGGCGGAAGCAUUGACUGGUCCUAUGAUUUUGGCAUCAAAUACUCAUUUGCCUUGGAGCUGAGGGACACGGGCCGCUAUGGCUUUCUCCUGCCAGCCGCACAGAUACUGCCCACGGCCGAAGAGACCUGGCUUGGCUUGAAGACCAUCAUGGAGCAUGUGCGGGACCACCCCUACUAGGGGUGUGGAGAUGAGCACUGGCUCUGCAGCGGAGCAGGACAACGGUCGUUCCUGUUGGGACGCUCAUCUGGGCCCUCCGGUUCUUCUGUUUUUGCAAGCCACUCCACUGUUCCCCUUCAUUAUCCUCAAAAAAAAAAAUAAAGAAAAAAAAAGUCAUCCCAA